AAAACGAUGGAAAGACCUGAUUUAUGUAGCAAUUUUUGCGACUUUCUCGAUCCAAAUCAUGUUAUCAUCGGCGGCGCCUUCAAUUUCUUUCCCAUUCUACAACGGCAACCACAACCACAACCGCAACCUCAAUCACAAUUACGGCAUUGCUCCUCCUCGAUUCGUAAUUCGAUGUGCAAUUGCGUCAGCUUCUUCCCCAAAGAAGAAGUUGUGGAAACAAGGUGAGCACCCGGGCCAUGUAUCGGAAAAUUCAUCCAACAGAAGAACGCCGAUUAAGAACAUUAAGAAGAAGCUCGACCGUAAAGCUAACCUUAAUCCUUGGGUAAAUACGGUUACUGAAGCCUUAUCUGAAUCCGUCGACGUAAAACAGUGGUCAAGAGCUCUACAGGUAUUUGAGAUGCUGAAAGAACAACCAUUUUAUCAACCCAAGGAAGGAACUUACAUGAAGCUCAUCGUUCUACUUGGAAGAUGUGGUCAACCAAAACAUGCCCGCCACCUGUUCGACGAAAUGAUCCAAGAGGGACUAGAGCCAACAUCACAACUCUACACAGCCUUACUCGCUGCUUAUUGUCGAAGUAAUCUAAUAGAUGAAGCAUUCAAAAUCCUCAACCAAAUGAAGACCCUUCCUUUAUGCCAACCAGAUGUUUACACCUUCAGCAUCCUAAUGAAAGCUUGUGUUGAUGCUGCAAGAUUUGAGCUUGUCGAAUCCAUUUACCACCAAAUGGAUGAAAGAUCCAUCACUCCCAACACUGUAACACAAAACACAGUCUUAGCUGGAUAUGGGAAAGCAGGGAAAUUUCAAGAAAUGGAAAAGGUGCUUUUGAGUAUGCUUGAUAGUGAUACAUGUACACCAGAUGUCUGGACAAUGAACACGAUUUUGAGCUUAUUUGGCAACAUGGGUGAUAUCGAAUCAAUGGAAAAAUGGUAUGAAAAGUUGAGAAACUUUGGAAUCGAACCAGAAACACGCACUUUCAACAUUCUAAUAGGUGUAUACGGGAAGAACAAGAUGUAUGACAAAAUGUCAUCUGUAAUGGAGUACAUGAGGAAGCUUUCAUUUCCAUGGACAACAUCCACCUACAACAAUGUAAUUGAGGCGUUUUCAGAUGUGGGUGAUGCCAAGAACAUGGAAUACACAUUUAAGCAAAUGCAAGGAGAGGGAAUGAGGGCAGACACCAAGACUUUUUGCUGUUUGAUUAGAGGGUAUGCAAAUGCAGGGGUGUUUCAUAAGGUGGCAAGUGUUGUGGAGUUAGCUAAUGAAAUGGAGAUUCAUGAGAAUACAAGUUUUUAUAAUGCGGUGUUAUAUGGUUGUGUAAAGGCUGGUGAUUUGAUGAAGAUGGAGGAAGUGUUUAAGAAGAUGAAACAGGAAGAAUGUAGGCCUGAUGCAGUGACUUAUUCUAUAAUGAUGGAAGCUUAUAAAAAGGAAGCCAUGGAUGAUAAGGUGCAUGAUUUAGAACAGGAAAGACUGAAGAUUGGUGUUUGUUAACGAGGGAAAGGUUUUGUAUAAAUGUAGAUGGUUUUGUUUAGGAU
This is a messenger RNA of Lactuca virosa, 1527 nucleotides long. The record is from the annotation of a GenBank genome assembly. Lineage: Eukaryota; Viridiplantae; Streptophyta; Magnoliopsida; Asterales; Asteraceae.